AUGGCCUCGACGGCCGUUCUCGCCUCUCCGGUGGCACCUGACAGCUCUUUCAACUGGAAAAACAUAGAAUACGUACUCACCUUUGGCGACUCGUACACGUUCGUCCAGGGGACCGAGGGCCGCUGGGCCUACAGCUUCAUCGGCUCCCAGCUCAACAUCUCCUUCACGCCGGAGCAGCUCCUCGGCGACCGCAUCGUCCCGGGCCAGAACACCUCGUCCGCCGGCGGCCCGAACUGGGUCCAGGAGCUGACGGGGUGCAAGGAAGGCGUACCCUUGCACUGGAACCACACCAUCUCGUACGAGAAGCAGAUCGAACAGUGGGACACGUGGGGGAAGCCCGUCAUCGACGCCGACGCCGGCAAGACGCUGGUGGCGUCGUGGAUCGGCAUCAACGACAUCAACGACAUGGCCAGCUUCAAGCUCCCCUUCAACGGGCUGAGCACGUGGGAGGAGCUCUUCACCGCCGUCGUCGCCGAGCAGUUCGCGGCGCUCGAGACCGUGUACGAGGCCGGGUACCGCCACUUUCUCUUCCUAAACCUGCCGCCCCUCGACAAGAAUCCCGCCUCUCAGCUGAACCCGGCGCGUCUCCCCAACACGUCCAUGAUCAAGACGUACAACGAGGCCGUCAACCAGACCGCCCGGGCCUUUUCGGAGAAGCACCCCGGCGCGACGGCGCUCGUCUUCGACACGUACGGCUGGCUCACGCGCGUCUUUGACGACGCGGCGGCGUACGGCAUCACCAACACCACGUCCUUCUGCCCGCAGUACAAGGCGUGGGACAUCGAGACCAACUACGCCGCGUACGGGUGCCAGCCGAUCGGCGAGUACUUCUGGUACAACUCGGGCCACAUCACGUACACGGCGCACCAUGCUUUGGCCGGCAAGGUGGACGAGUUCCUGGCGGAGAAGAGCGUUGGACGCUGCGGCGGGAGGAACCGGACGGAGAGCGCGUGGGGGACGCGGUGGAUCGGUGGCGAAUCGACCUAG
Molecule: messenger RNA, 987 nt
Organism: Colletotrichum higginsianum IMI 349063
Lineage: Eukaryota; Fungi; Ascomycota; Sordariomycetes; Glomerellales; Glomerellaceae
Product: Lysophospholipase a
Exons: 4
Coding region: 1-987 (328 amino acids)
Molecular function (GO): hydrolase activity, acting on ester bonds
Source: RefSeq, a predicted model, not a curated record